Messenger RNA from Linum tenue, 675 nucleotides. NCBI's taxonomy places the organism in Eukaryota, Viridiplantae, Streptophyta, Magnoliopsida, Malpighiales, Linaceae. The record is from the annotation of a GenBank genome assembly.
GUCAAUCUUCUUCUCUUUGAAAAAAAAGGAGAGUAAAACCCUAAGCUUGGUCUCAUGGCUUCCACCGCGAUCCAGCGACAGCUUGUGGACGCUGGAAAUAGGCUCGCUAACCCUCCUUCUUCGGUCGAUGAACUUCUUCCCCUGCUCGGUCAAGUGGAGAGUUAUCUGGCCAAGUUGGAGCAGUCACCAACAGAUUCAACGCAAAGGGCACUGGCUACAGCACAAAAUGCACUGGUCACAGACCAGCUCCUGAGGCAUCCAGAUGCGGAUGUCAGAGUUGCAGUGGCUGCGUGCAUCAGUGAAAUUCUGAGGAUAACUGCACCAAACGUUCCCUAUGACGACGAGCAGAUGGUAGGCGUGCUGGAGCUGAUAGUGUCUUCGUUCGAUAACCUGGACGACACAACGAAUCGAGCGUACUCCAAAACGGUUGUCAUGCUCGAGAGCAUGGCCAGAGUCAGGGCAUGUGUGCUGAUGCUGGACUUGCAAUGCGAUGCACUGAUUACAGACAUGUUCCACAAGUUCUUCAACACUGUCAGGGACUACCAUCCAGAGAAUGUCGUUUCUGCCAUGGAGACCAUUAUGACGCUUGUCAUCCAAGAAAGUGAGGACAAUGUGCCUCUGGAGACCAUUACGACCCUUUUGGCUAGUGUCGAUGAGGGGAAUGAGGCAAGAUAA